Molecule: messenger RNA, 2349 nt
Organism: Rhinocladiella mackenziei CBS 650.93
Lineage: Eukaryota; Fungi; Ascomycota; Eurotiomycetes; Chaetothyriales; Herpotrichiellaceae
Exons: 1
Coding region: 1-2349 (782 amino acids)
Biological process (GO): copper ion import; intracellular iron ion homeostasis; iron ion transport
Cellular component (GO): plasma membrane
Molecular function (GO): ferric-chelate reductase activity
Source: RefSeq, a predicted model, not a curated record
AUGCCUUCAUUAUCGACAGAGGCGCUGGCGCAGUUGGCCGGAAGAGGAGAGGAAAUUCGGGUGGAGAUGGAGAGGUCAAUGGAAGAAUUGGUCAAAAGAGUUAACAUUCCGAUCAACAGCACGACCCCUCCUGACCUGAUUGAGGCUAUAGCGCACGACCCAUUCUCAGAUGCCGACAAGUAUGGACUUUUAUUUGUUUACGUGGGCCUCAUCCUGGUAGUCACCACGACGUUAAUGCGGCUUUAUUACUACUGGGGGGACAAGAUCCGGACGGCCCUGUACAAGGAAGAAAUCAUCAAUUCCGCAUCAUCACCGAGUCCGCUAGGAUUCUCGCCCCGGCAUGGAUAUGCCGACUAUGAGCUACCCAGUGCAAUCAGUGCUAAUACCGACGGCUCCACGAGGCACUUUUUCCCCUCCAAAGGACCUCUGGUGGCAGAAAAGCCAAGGCAACAAGCAGCUGUCUCGGCCAUUGCGCCGCUCAACAACACAAUCGCCGCCUUCAGAUGGAUCUUUUACCGGCCCAUUCCACCCAUUCGCAUUGGCAAAUACCGAUUCACCUUUCCGUCCCCCGGAGUUCUUGUGGUCAUAACCAUCUCCCUGGUCGCCUCAAUGCUUUACUGCUUCCUGCCGAAACCACUUUUCUAUGCGUCAAUGUCAUAUGGGUCUCCUCCUCUGGCGGUCCGAGCCGGGAUGAUGUCGGUCUCCCUCCUCCCGUGGGUGGUGGUGUUGGCCACGAAAGCAAAUCCUGUUUCUCUGUUGACUGGAAUUGGUCAUGAACGACUCAUCGUUCUACAUCGUUGGACCGCUUACCUUUGUGUGAUUUUUGCCAUCGUUCAUGCGGUUCCUUACUGGUAUCAAUCCACAAACGAUCCCCAAGGAUUUGCAACUUUCAAACUCUAUUUCCACCAGCAAUACUAUAUCUUCACCACCGGAAUUGCGGCCAUCGCACCUUUGAUCUUCUUGACCCUCCAUUCGCUACCAAUCCUUCGAGCCAAGAUGUAUGAAUUCUUUGCCAUUCUCCAUAUUCCUGUGGCGUGGGGAUUCGUCGGCUUAUUGUUCUGGCAUUGUUACAAGUACUUGACAUCAUCGGCCUAUCUUUACUCAACAAUAGUGUUGAUGGUGAUCUCCUUGACUACUCGUCUCUUCUUCGUGAACUGGAUGAAUCCACUCCGUUCGUCAUGGCUCAUCGGAGAAGAGUCGGCCGUCACCAUCUUACCGGAAAACGCUGUCAAGGUCACCAUUCCAACACAGAAGAGAUGGCGUCCAGGUCAAUACGUUUAUUUACGGAUGCCCGGCAUUGCACCGUUGGAGAACCACCCUUUCACCAUUGCAUCCCUCUGCAGCGAGGACUUUCCGUCCGAAUACGGCGAGCAAUAUCGAGACAUGACCUUGGUCUUCAGACCCUUUCAAGGCUUCACGCGCAAAGUUCUCAACACGUCUAUCAAGAAAGGCCCUUACAAGACAUACCGAGCAUUCGUCGAAGGUCCCUAUGGCGGGAUGCAACGCCAAAUGUCAUCCUUUGACCAAGUUAUCUUCUUUGCCGGCGGGAGUGGUAUCACUGCCAUCGCCAGUCAACUACUCGACUUAAUCAAGCGUAUGCGAGACGGCAAAGCCACGACCUCCAAAGUCCAUGUCAUAUGGUCCAUGAAGCGUCCCGACAUCAUGGAAUGGUUCAAAGAAGAACUCCGAAUUUGCAGAGAGUGUGCUCCUCCAGGAUCGAUACAAUGCCAUUUCUACAUCACCGCAGCCAAACGCUACGAACCUUUACCGGAGACCAAAGAACAUCGCCUUAGCGGAAUUCGAGACAAGCUAUCCGACGUCAUCCACCAUGCCGGAAGCAAGCGUAAUUCUGCAUUGAUGAUGGAGCAAGAACCUGAUCUCAAACGAGAAUUCGAGGACAGUAUCACCGCCCUCCCACAGGCAUACCUGGCUCCCCCACGCCACCUUGCAACCCCUGGAGAGGACUCGAAGAUCUUCUUCCCUCCGCCACCCCACAACCGUAGGUCAACCAUUUCCCAAGCCCAGAUCGAAGCUACGCGCUCCUUCGACUUUGGCUUCCCUCAAACCCCUACCAAAUUCCAAAAGAACUUGAUGCGAUUUGCAUUCCUGCCCACAAAUGUCAAUGCGCAACGCCGGGAUGGCUGGCGUACAGAAUACGGCCGUCCUGAUAUACCGUACAUGCUCAAAGGCUUGAGCAAGGAGUUUGGUCGAAGGACUUGCGUGUAUGUCUGUGGACCUCCAGAGAUGAGAACAGACGUCGCGAACACUGUGGCCCGAUUGCAAUGUGAGGUGUGGAGGGAUAGUGGGAAGGAUGAAAUCUUUCUGCACGCGGAGAAUUAUGCGCUUUAA